AUGUCCAACACUGCAGCGUCUGCUGUCGCUUCUAGAAGCGGCGACGAGCCGUCGCUCACUGCGUCGUCUAUCGUCGCCAAAGUCGUUGGGUCGCACAUCCUCCGCAUCGACGGCUACUCCUACACCAAGGAGCUCGGCACAUCCAUCACGUCCGAGAUGUUUACCGUCGGGGGGCAUCGUUGGUGUCUGAGAUACUACCCUGACGGUAACGGCAAAAACUACUCAGACUGGAUAUCCGUCUUCCUUCGUCUUGAUCACACUAAUGUUAAUGAGGUCAAAGCCAAAUUCAGAAUUAGCUUGCUCGACCAGGACGGUAAUCCCGUGCCGUCUUACAGCCGUCAGAGCGGGACGUGCACCUUCUCCUUGAAACAAGGGGCUAAUAAUGCUGAGUGGGGCUGCUUUGAUUUCAUCAAGAGGAGCAAUCUGGAGGGGUCGGUUUACCUGAAUGACGAUGUUUUCAGUGUCAGGUGCGAUGUCACCGUGGUAAACACCAAGGCCAUCCCUGUCCCCGCAGUUCGCCGUAGCGUUUGA
Molecule: messenger RNA, 531 nt
Organism: Aegilops tauschii subsp. strangulata
Lineage: Eukaryota; Viridiplantae; Streptophyta; Magnoliopsida; Poales; Poaceae
Product: BTB/POZ and MATH domain-containing protein 3-like
Biological process (GO): protein ubiquitination
Molecular function (GO): protein binding
Source: RefSeq, a predicted model, not a curated record